Molecule: messenger RNA, 476 nt
Organism: Cladocopium goreaui
Lineage: Eukaryota; Dinophyceae; Suessiales; Symbiodiniaceae
Source: the annotation of a GenBank genome assembly
GCCGGCAUCUCCAUGACGGUCGUUCCGUCGGUGGAUGGGCCGUUGCGGCCGUUGCGGCCGUUGCGCGACAGCGGAUGGAGGCUGUCACGGGAAAGCGUGGAACGAGUGGAACGCGUGGAAGUGGCGGGAGGCGCAAGGUCAGCUGAGUGUCUUGAGACAGAGGAGCCAAGAAGCAAGUCUUAUUGCAAUCAAUCGCGCGCUUAGCUAUAUUACCAAGCUCCCGACCUGUGGCGAGACCUGGCGCCUCUCCACUGCCACGCUCAGCUCGCUGCGCAGCCGCGCGCUGCGGCCGGACGUGGUUUCGGAGACGAUCUCUCUGACGGCAUGCCAUCGAGGCAGUGCCUGGUCCUUUGCCCUUCAACUGGGCUUCCUUUGCCGUCGCGACGCCCGCGGUGACGCCAUCUACGCCUUGGAAGUCCUGCGUUCGACCUGGCAAACCUGGCGGCGAGCUGCAAAAGUGCUGGAGAGGAUGGAGG